This is a messenger RNA of Neospora caninum, 768 nucleotides long. RefSeq names its product emp24/gp25L/p24 family domain-containing,transmembrane protein. Gene Ontology annotation, biological process: Golgi organization; endoplasmic reticulum to Golgi vesicle-mediated transport; intracellular protein transport. The transcript is spliced from 4 exons. The coding region runs from base 1 to 768 and encodes 255 amino acids. Gene Ontology annotation, cellular component: COPII-coated ER to Golgi transport vesicle; Golgi apparatus; endoplasmic reticulum-Golgi intermediate compartment. NCBI's taxonomy places the organism in Eukaryota, Apicomplexa, Conoidasida, Eucoccidiorida, Sarcocystidae. The record is from RefSeq and is a predicted model, not a curated record.
AUGACGCUGCCACAGCCGAUGCAAACUCCUCUCUCCGGGUGUCUUUCGCGUUCCGAGUCGCGUUUCGGCGCCGCUUCAUGCAGGCUGACGGCCGCCUUUCUCGUUGCAGUUUUUCUCGGGAUUUUCGCCGGAUUUUCACCGACCCAUCCAGGCAGUGGAAAGGUCGCUUCUUUCUUUCCCCAGACUCUCGGUGCCUCAGCCGCGUACUUUUACGUCCAAGAAUCUCAAGACAAAUGCUUCGUGGAGAGUGUGCCUCUCGGAGUCGCCCUAACGGUCACCUACAACAACCCAGAGAACCCUGGAGUCACCUGCAGCAUCGUUUAUAAAGACCCAUCAGGCCGUUCCGUCUACAGCAAGGAAGUCCUGCCGACGGAGCCGCAGGGGAAAAUCUCGCACAUGACGGCAACAGCUGGCGAGUACAAAAUCUGCAUUUCCUGUGCCUCCUCCAAGUGGUUCAACACACAGCUUCUCAAGUGGUCCAUCUCGAUCGAACUCGGAGACACAGAAAUCAACCUCGACGAGUUGGCGAAGAAAGACGACGUUGAUUCUCUGCAACUUAAGCUACAAGCCAUAGCGAAGCGCCUGGAAGCGAUGCAGGCCGAAAACGAGUACGAGCGUGUGCAGGAGGAGCGUUUCCAAAGGACACAUGAAUCGAUCAACAGCCGAGUUGUUUGGUUCUCCGUUCUCCAGUUGCUGUUGCUAUGCGCCACAACCCUCGUCUCUGUCUUCUACCUCAUUCGCUACUUCCACUCUCAAAAGAUCAUCUAA